AUGAUUGAGUCAGUCAAAAUAAGAAGACAGUGCAUGCUGGAUUUCUACUCACAUUAUGAACAUCUUUGUGCUCUUCAAGGCUCUGUCCCAUUGAAAGCUGUCAAGGUUAACAUGGCUCAGGGCGCUCUUGAUGUAACUGUAGAUCGCAUCAAAGCUGCUGAUUGGGCACCACUUCUGAAUGCUAUCAGGCAUAAUAAGACUCUGGCUUCUAUUGGAAUAAGAAGUUUUCAUCAACAGGGUCUUGGAGAAUCAGGUGUUGAAAGAUAUAAAACUUACUUUAAAAGGAGAAUUCCAGCAAUUCGAUCAAAAGACUUGACUGGCCAACUAUGCAAAGCUGUCAAAGGCUGUCUCAGUAUAUCAGAUGUACUAAAAAAUUUAGAACUGCAGGGUUUGCUUCUGAGAGAGAGAGAUCUAAUGCUUUUAACAAAGGGCUUGGCCACAGCUUCAUCUCUGGAGAGUGUCUCUUUAGCCCACUGUCCAAUUGGAGAUGGAGGAUUAGAAACAAUCUGUCAGAGCGUAAAGAAUUCAGCUACCAUCAGAUAUGUAAACUUCACAGGUUGUAGCCUCACAUGGCGAGGGGCAGAACAGAUAGCAAAUGUAUUAAAGCACCAGGCCAUGAAAAGACACAGUGAAGCUUGGGCUGAGAGCCUACGUUACAGGAGACCUGACCUUGACUAUAUGACUGGAUUGAGGCGCAUUACUUUCAACUGCAACAUGCUUGUUGGAGAUAGAGGAGCAAGUGCCUUUGCAGACUGUCUAGGAGAGGACCUUUGGCUAAAAGCACUUGAUUUGCAGCAGUGUGGAAUAUCCAAUGAAGGAGCAAGGUCACUAUUAGAUGCUCUUCAAACUAAUACAACAUUAGUGGUACUUGACAUAAGAAAAAAUCCAUUAAUUGAUCGCGUUAUGAUGAAAAACAUUAUUGAAAGAGUUCUUAUGAAUGGAGGUAGUGCUAAUUCAGAG
This is a messenger RNA of Antrostomus carolinensis (chuck-will's-widow), 960 nucleotides long. RefSeq names its product centrosomal protein of 78 kDa. Gene Ontology annotation, molecular function: protein binding. The record is from RefSeq and is a predicted model, not a curated record. NCBI's taxonomy places the organism in Eukaryota, Metazoa, Chordata, Aves, Caprimulgiformes, Caprimulgidae. Gene Ontology annotation, cellular component: centrosome; ciliary basal body. Gene Ontology annotation, biological process: cilium organization. The annotation marks the transcript as partial. The transcript is spliced from 7 exons.